Molecule: messenger RNA, 393 nt
Organism: Staurois parvus
Lineage: Eukaryota; Metazoa; Chordata; Amphibia; Anura; Ranidae
Source: the annotation of a GenBank genome assembly
CAGUGUCCAUCAGUGCUGCCAGUCAGUGUCCAUUAGUGCUGCCAGUGUCCAUUAGUGCUGCCAGUGUCCAUCUAUUCCACCAGUCAGUGUCCAUCAGUGCCGCCAGUCAGUGUCCAUCAGUGCCGCAUAUCAGUGCAGCCUCAUCAGUGCCUCCUCGUCAGUGCCCAUAACUGCCUUUCAGUGUCAUCCAUCAGUGCCAGUCAGUGCCACCUAUCAAUGCCAGUCAGUGCCACCUAUCAGUGCUGCCAAUCAGUGCCACCUAUCAGUGCCAGUCAGUGCCGCCUAUCAGUGCGCAUCAGUGCUGCCUAUCAGUGCCACCUAACAGUGCCAGUCAGUGCCGCCUAUCAGUGCCAUAUGAGUGCUGCCUUUCAGUGCCCAUCAGUGAUGCCUGUC